Messenger RNA from Oreochromis aureus, 2806 nucleotides. RefSeq names its product C3a anaphylatoxin chemotactic receptor-like. NCBI's taxonomy places the organism in Eukaryota, Metazoa, Chordata, Actinopteri, Cichliformes, Cichlidae. Gene Ontology annotation, cellular component: plasma membrane. The transcript is spliced from 4 exons. The record is from RefSeq and is a predicted model, not a curated record. Gene Ontology annotation, molecular function: complement receptor activity; G protein-coupled receptor activity. Gene Ontology annotation, biological process: phospholipase C-activating G protein-coupled receptor signaling pathway; complement receptor mediated signaling pathway; inflammatory response. The coding region runs from base 199 to 1134 and encodes 311 amino acids.
AACACAUCCUCACUUCUGCCUCUCACCACUAAGACUGAAGCUACUCACCUCAGCCCUGUGAGAUCAGCUCAAUAUUUCAGUGUGACGAAAAGAAAGCAGCCAAUGUGAAGCAGAGCAAACGCCUUAGUUGGCCGAAGAAAAAUCAUCUACAGAGUCAGUGAGUAUGAUAACAUAGAGCAACAUCCACACCAGGCAACUAUGGUGGACAUCAGUGACAUAGUGGAUAAUGUUGCCAUCAUUUUAUAUGCACUGACCGUUGUGCUCGGCAUCACGGGGAACUCUAUAGUGAUCUGGGUGGCUGGAUUCAAACUUAAGCCAAAGGUCACCAACGUGUGGCUGGUGAAUCUGGCGAUAGCAGACCUGAUCUUCUGCUUCACACGGGUUCUCUCCCUCACUCAGAACCUCUUCUUUGACCACUGGCCUUUUGGCCUCUUUCCCUGCAAGUUCAAUGGCUUCUUCAAAUACACCAACAUGUUCUGCUCUGUCUUCCUGCUGGCUGUGAUCAGUCUGGAUCGAGUGCUCUGCAUCUGGCGGCCGGUCUUCACAAGGCGCCGACGCACGCUGUGGGUAGCGAGGAUGGUGGCAGUCUGCGUCUGGAUCACAGCGAUCCUCUUCAGCAUUCCCUACUUCAUCCAUCGCCAAAUGUACGUGGACACCAACAACCUUACUAAAUGUUCUGUGGACCCAAAAGAGAAGGCAGAAGGGUACAACAGCACCAAAGUUGCUCUGUACUCCAUCCGCUUCCUGUGCGGCUUCAUAUUUCCCUUCGUGGUCAUUCUGGUCUGUUAUACCCUGGCUGGGGUGGGAAUCCGACGCACACGCCUGUUAGGCAAGUCCCGCCCCCUGCGUAUACUAGCAUGUUUGGUCAUUGCCUUCUUCCUGUGUUGGGCACCUUACCACUGCCUCCUAAUGGUGAAGAUGGUGGACAAUAAUAAUGCAGUGGUGAAAAUCUGGUACCCUGUAGCAAAGGGUGUUGCCUACUUUAACAGCUGUGUGAACCCGCUGUUGUACUUCUGCAUGGGGCUAAAAGCUAGUGAUGGCUUUAGGCAGAGUGUAAUGAGAGUUUAUAAAAGAGCUCUGAUAGAUGAUAUGGACGGUCAGAUGACUCAGUCCACUGAUCGCUCUUUGGAUUAAAGCUCUGGGUUGAAACACAGAAUUGUUGUGAUGGCAGGAAUAAGUGGGUGUAGCUAAAGUUAAAGUUUCCCCCAAUGAUCCUAAAGCUCAGAAAAAUUAAUGUCUUUGUUUUAAACCAUUAGCUUAACAGUGAAAUGGCAAUAGCAUUUUAAAAUAGUUAAAGUAGUUGUUAAUAUGAUUUGUUAUCUGUGGAUUUUCAUCGCAGGUUAUGUGCCACAAGAAGUAGUAGGUAUGACUGUGAAAAGGCUUUUUCUUUCAUUCUGUGCUCAGUGAAGAAAACAUACAUUUGACACACUUUAGUGAAACACAGUGUUUUUGUGUCCACAAGUGACCUUUCUUUUUGAGGUGUCUGCAGCACCAGGGGGACUUGCCAUGUUCAUUUUUUUCUGAGUUUUUGUUUUGUUUUUUGUUUCUGUGACUCUUUAAAAGCUAUUUAGCACAGGAUACUUUCACUGAACAGUGUGCUAAUUGCUUAAGACUUGUCAAUGUUAAGCUAAGGCUAUGUACACAGGUGUUUUUGAAAACGCAGCUGUUUCUCUGCGUUUAGGCCUUUCGUCCACACGUAAACAGCUUUGUGGCUAACUGAAAACAGAGAUUUUUAAAAACUCCUGCCAAGGUGGAGAUUUUCAAAAAGUCCAUUUUUGCAUUUACGUGUGGACGAGGAAAACAGAAAUUUAGUCACGCAACCUCAAAGGUGUGCGCCGUUUUUGACGUCACGCUGUGCGCCACGUUAUUGUUUCUAUAAUGGUGGAUAGAGACAAAAUACUGUUGCUGUUAAUCUGACUACCUGCAGUUUGUACACGCUUACAUACACACACAGCUACUGUCCCUCCAUGUAGACAGACAGAGGCAUCAGAGUGAACACCAGAUGUGGCUUCUACAUUCAACAUAGACUCUCUCACAACCCAAAUCCUGAUGUCAGUUUGGAAUAGAUUUAAUUUUUUAGAAAUUAAAUUUAUGUGUGCUGUAUGCGUUUUGUUCAUUCCUAAGCUGUGAGUCUACACCAGCCAAAAUAGUGUCUUUAGUUAUUAACAUUUGAAAUGAUGACAGCACUUGAACAGUAACACAAAAUUAGCUGCCUUCCCAGAACAACACAAAAACUUUUCAGAAGUGCUUAAAGUUUUGUGCCCUCACAAAACCCUGUUUACUCUUUCCCUCCCAGGCUUCUAGAAUUCUGAUUGGCCAACAUUUCUACACAGUUAGGAUUUGGCAUGUUCUUGACAGCGUUUGACUUCGUUUUUAGCGUUUACAUGUGGACAGGGAUAUUUUUUCAAAGCUCCCCGUGUGGACGGAAUUAAAAAAAACCCCAAAAAACGGAAAAUCCCAAUUUUCAAAAAUACCCGUGUAUGUGUGGAUGUAGCCUAAAUCUCAUCAUUCUAUAAUUUAUAUCAUUCAACCACAGUUUUGAAGGUCAAUUUACAUAUAAUAUAAAAUGUUUUUAAAGGCAAAUAUUGUAAAUUUAAAUGUAGUACAGUGAUACUGCAUUACAGCAAUAAUAUUUUUUUAAGCAAAGGUAAUAUUUGAAUAAAUAACUAUGUUUAACACUUAUAUCUAUUAAAUAAAAAUUCCUUUAUGUGAAAUUAUAUUUAAAUCAUCAGUUUGUACUUGAUGGGAUUUAUUAUGAACAAUAUAAUGUAUUGUAACAGAAAUAACGAUCUUAUCAAUGAUUUUA